UUACACCUCUUGUUCCAUCGUUAUAUCAUACCGAUGUACCGUUUGUCGUGAGAACGAGUCUUCUCACCUGUCACCGGUUCUAUCCUCCUCGCGAAUCGACGUUUCUUCAACGGAAGCUUUCGUCGAACGCAAUAAUCAAAAUACAGUAUAGAGAAGGAAUAGGGUUAGCUUGAUAAUUGGAAGAUAUUGAGAAUUAAUCGUCACUUCGAAGGAAAAUUUUACAUGGAUCUUAACCUAAUCAUGCUAAUUCGAUUAAUUAUUAAUUAAAUAAAAAAUAUAUUUCUUUCUAAUGAAAUAAAUCAUAAAUAAAUGAAAAUAUAUUUGUAUAAUGUAUAAAUAAUAUGUAUAUAGUAACACAUAAUAAAAGCUUGUCUCAAUUUAAAUGAAGGUAGAACAAUAAGAUAAAACAAAUUUGAAGAACGAAUAUUUUCAAGUAGAAGACGCAAUAAUCUUUUCGUCAAAACGAAAGAAUAAACACAGGAAAAUCUUAAAAUAUUUAUAGUUUUCUGUCUGAUUUCUUCGUCCGUUCAAGUUUUGCUUGGUAAUCAUGCGUGUGAUGAAUGUCCUGAGUAUGCCACGCAUGGUAACAACCCAUACUGGAUCGCGUGUCGUUCAUCUCUCGUCCUUCGUGAAUGUAACCGUGGACACGCGAGUUCGUGUUUAUCAUUAACACAUGUGCAGAAUUAUUCUUUUAUAAGAUUAAUAGUGACAUACAACAAAUGCUGCCUUCCUAUAACGUAAAUAAAAAAAAAUUUUCAAAAAUUUAAUUCUUUCAAUGUAUUAUGGCUUUCAAAAAAAUUUUAAUGUUUUUUGAUUAAAAAUUAUCAUGAAAUCAAAUAAAUCAAAUAGUCAGUUACAUCGCAUAGUUUUAAUUUUUUAAUACUGAAAAUUUUUUAAUAAGAAAGCCAAAAUACUAUUAUUGAAUAUUCAUAAUAUCAAAUUAUCAAUUUUUUUAUUUAAGAAAUUUAAUUUUCAAACAAAGAACAUCAAAGCUUUAAUGUACGAAAUAAUUUUUCUAAAAAUCAAAACAAAUCUAUAUCUCUAAAUUAUGUCAGUCUUUAAAUUUAAUUUUCUCGUGAGAAAUACUAAAAUCCUAACCUAAAAAAAAAUAAAAAAAAUAAAAAUGUUUCAGUAUUUCAAAAUUAUUGCAUAAAAAGCUUUUAAAAACUGGCGAGAGAAACACGAUCAAACGAAUCCCUUCAACGAUGACCUUAAAAACAUAUCCUGACCGAGAUAUCGAUUCCGUGCUACGAAACUGGAUCAUUUAAAUCAUCGAUGAAGACGAGGCGACUUGUCGGUGUUCUAGACGUGGAAACGUCUCUGUUGGCCUGUUACUAAUUUCAACACGACCGGUUGAUUUCAAGAGGAUAUCGAGAAGGACACGAAAAAGGGGUCUGUGAUAGUUUUCUAGCCGUGCAGCUGCACCCGGUGCAAGCUCUGCUGUUCGAUAACCGAGGUGCAACGGCCGUCGGCCCCAAGAACGUAUCUAGGCCACCGGCACCAGCAUUUCCACCACCACCAACCACCACUGCUAGCACCAUCGAUAUCAUUGCUACUUCCACAAUCAUCGCAAACUAUCGUGUAUUAAAAUACUGUGAUAUCAUUCUAUUGUUAUAUAUAUGAAAUAUUUGGAAAUCAAACUUGGAUCAAUUCCAAUUUUAUGAAAAAUUAUUUAUUUUAUUACUAAAUAUGAUUAAUGUUUGAUUUUUUCAAGAAUCAAUGAUCGAUGAUUACAUUGAUUCGCAAUAAUUGAUUAAAUUGUUUUAAAGAAAAAAUACUAACACGAGAGAAAUUAUAAAUAAUAUAUCAAGUUCAAAUUAUCAAGUUCUUUUUAAAUUCUUAUUAAAUAAACCAAACAAAUCCAAUUUCACCGUCAAUCAACACUAUUUUCACGGUAAAAAGCAGGCAAAUAAACUUUCAUACAAAGACUUCGUGCCAAGGACGCGAUCAUUAGUCGCACUUGGAGACACAAGUUUCCAUUUAACAUCAACGUUCUCAUCACCGCCUCUAGCAUCGAUCGUGAUAAGAAAUAAUAAUAGUAAAAAGAAUCGGAAUAAUAUAUUUCUUCAGAAGAAGAAAAUAAAAUCUACUAUAUAUGUAAAAGGAUAUAACGAUUGCCACGUGUUGAACGAUAACCUCUUUGCCAUGGAAAUGCGACGCGCUCGGCUCUUCUUUGUAAACGUGGUAGAAAAAAGGGAUGCUCGCGGAUUGAUCGAGAAAAUUAAAGCCAAGGACAGAUUGCAACCUAUCUUUGAGAUCGUAGAAGAGGGUCGCGUUAUUGCUGUUUUAUCCUUUUUGCCGUGGCUACUCAACAAGGGGGUUUCCCUUGUUUUUCUCGGAUAAGUUGCUGAACGUUACGAGUGAAAUAAGAUGAUAACGGCGUUGCCAGUACCCUCCGUGAAGGUCUUCCAUAAAACCUAUUACCAGGAGAAAGGAUCCAGGAUAGGGAAUAGUCAACCUGGAAGCCCUUUGGCCGAAAGCGAAGCAGUGCUGGCGUUAGUUGAUAAGGAACCCCCGGAAUAUUAUUUCUGCGGCAAGGUCAAUUCGUUGCACGUGGUGGUCGGAUCAUUGCUGUUGGGCGCUGUGGUGUUGGUUGUAGGCUUGGUGCAACUCGCGCCCGGGGCAGAAGCUGCACAAAACUCGACCGCCCUCAUCGUCGUUGGAUGCAGUUUGCUCGUGGUCGGUGUUUUCCUCGCGCCCCUCAGAGCGCUGUGUAUCAAGAGACAGAAGGCUGCGCAGAAGGAUGGGACGCAUCAAAGAAGCGUCACUAGUAUAGACAUGCUGUUGGCUCAACACAGAGAUUUCACGGUCCUGACACCGGACGAGUUGGAGGAUCUCGUAGGCCGGCCGACCUCCGCUCUCGAGAACAAAAUCCGCAAACAAGGCCAGAAUACCUAGGUAUUGCCGGCCUCGAAGAAGGCCCAUCCAUCCUCGCCAUCGUGCUCGAACACGCCAUCGUCAUCGACGUCGCCAGGAACUAGCUCAUCCAUCCUCUACACUCAUCGUUACGACUCUCGUGAACACAGUCUGGUUUAAGCAAGAAAAGAAAAGAAAAGGGGGAGGGGGGAGAAAAAGAAACAGAGGGAUAAAAAAAAGAAAAAAGAAAAAAAAAUAGAAAAUGAAAAAUAAAUACAAGAAAAAAACAGACAGACUGGCGUACUGGUGUCGGUUCGUUCAACUUUUUAGACAGAAAAUUCAAUUCUCGAUGCAACACCCGUUUCCCUCUACGAAGAUGUGUCUACGCUCGCCUUCACCUUGGUGCGAGGCGAAAGUUGAGGAGGAAAGAAGGAAAAAAAAAAAAAAAAGAAAAAAAUAUCCUUGAAAUUUUGGAAAUUUCACGGGCGCAAGAACGAGGUGUAUGAGUUUUGUCCUUUUAAUUGAUAAACACUCGCGAUAGGAAAUCGCCUAAAAAAAAAAAAAGAAAGAAAAAAAAAACGCCAAGUUCUUUCCGGAUUGUCGUUGCUUCGCGGACUCGGGGUCCAAUUUUUCGGAAUAUAUUGCACAAAAGAUGGAUGGAUCUUGGAAAUGGGAUCGAAGAAAACUCGACGACAGGAAGAUUGCCAAUUGUUGAUCAAGUUCAAGUCUUGAUCCGCGUGGAGAAAUCAAUAAGACGAUGAUGAAGAAGAAAGAAAAAUGAAGCAAAAGGGACCUAAUUAUGCGGCUGCCUUCCUUUCGAUCGUCGAUUUUUUAAAAAUCUCUCGAUUCUCACCACUUAGGAUCUUUUCUUCUCGAGCACGUGCGGAUGUUUCUUUAUUUGUUUCAACUGGCACGCUUGCUUCCUUGCUCGCGAACGAUCCUGUGCGAAUGUUUUAUCGAGGAUAAUAUAGUAUAGUAAGUGUGUUAAGUAUACAAAGUCAAUCUGAAAGUGGUCGUUCGUUGGCACGAAAAUCGUUGAAUAAUUGUGGAAAUGGAUGCAUGUUUCACGAAUUACGUUUCAGCUUUGCAUUUAAACCCAAUCUGCGAGUCGCGGUCAAGAGAGGUUAGAUUUUUUUUAUCAAUGACUUAUUUUUUCACUUGCUAUAUUUUAACGUAUAAUUUCAUUAACCAUUACCAUAUUUUAGAGAUACGAUAAUGCUCUCGAUUUUACUUUAUGGAGAAGAAAGUAUCGCAAAGUAUCGUUCGAAGAUAUUUACUAUUUAUUUCUAUCUUUUUAUUCUUUUAGAUUGCUAUAUUUUGCGUAAUGAUAUCAUCAGGACGAUUUCACUUAUCUUUCUUAUGGAGGAAAGUAUUUUUUAUUUUUAUUUUUCUACUUUUCCUUAUUUUUAUCCUUAUUUAUUUUGUAUUUUUCUUUCCAUCAUGUGCGAGGAGGGCGAGUUAUUUUGAAUGUAUCACGAAAUUGGAUCGCAACUCGGGAAAAGAUUGAAAAAAAAACGCUGCAUUAAGAGGUAAAAAUAAGAGUAGCGUUUUCGACACGUGAAAAAUAUCUCGUACGAAAUCUUAAGGUAUCUGCCUUUCUCGUUGCACUCUCUCGUUCAAGACUGUACCAACGAUGAAACUUCGAUCGUUAUCGAGAAGUUCGUAUAUACACAAUUCUUCGAAGAAUCUUCGACAAUGGGAAGAAAUAGAAGAAGAAGAAGAAGAAGAAAAGGAAAAAGAAGAAUCACGAAAUUGUCCGUGAGAGAGACAAUUUCGAAGGCUGCUUCACGGCUAACGAACGCUGAAAAUUUUUCGAUUGUUCGGGAGAAGCAUCGUUUACCACCAAAGAGACCAAAAAAGCAAUUUCGUUCUUCGAGACUUCAUUGUGUUCAAAUCGCCAAGAUACAAGUCUGAUUCUGAAGCACGUUAAUUAAUCGUUUAAACGUUAUAUUAAAAAGAAAAAAAAUAAAUAAAUAAAAAAAGUAAUAUAAUAGAUUGAUGAUGUGCCGCUGAUGUGAGAGGAAAAUUGUAUAAUCAAUCGCAAGUUUUUUCUAUGAAAAUUUAGAUUAAUUGAUUACUUCAUUGCAACAAUCUCAUUUCAUGGAAAAAAAUAUAUAUACACACAUAUAUAUAUAUAUGUACAUAUAUUAUGCAUGAAACGAAAGAGGAUAAAAGAAGAAUGGAGGAAAGGGAAGAACAACGAUAGAAGUGAUGCUUAAAAUUUGCGAUUUGGAAACGAUCAAGUGAAUCACGUAUGUGUACGUAAGUAGCUUGGAGCGGCCUUGUUAUAGUCAACAAACACCCUGCAGAAAUUCGCAGAAUAUUUUUAGUCGGGUCUCGAUGCACCCGGUUCACUUGCCAGUAAUAACAUUUAAACGAAUAAAUUCUCACACUAACGUAUAUCUAUCACCGCAUGAUGUAUUUGCACAUAUCUUCGAAAUAUUAAGUAGUAGCUGUAAAAACAAAUUUUCGAGGAAAAAUGGGGGAGGGAGGAGGAGAGGAUAUUUUGAAAAGUGGAACAGUGUGACGAGAGUCGAUGUGCUCGAAGAGGAGGCUUCUUAAUCGAACAGAAUAAUCAUAUCCAAUUUUUGACAUUUUGAUCCUGUGAAAUGAGAAAGAACUCGAAGAAACGAGUUACAACUUACUUCAUUGAACCAUCGUUUAAGAUAACAAUGAUAAUUUAGCAUUACCUUGAAUAAUUUCUUUGACAUCCAUCUAUAAAUCACGUAAUCAUAGCAUAGAAGAGCACAGUUACUUUCAAAUAUCGAGUUCCUGCUAAAUUAUCACUAUAACGUCUUGUCAAUACUCUGUCUGUGUUCGAGACAAGUUUUCAAAAAGAGAAAAAGAAUAAAAAAAAAGGAUGAGAAAUGGGUGAACAAAAGAAGUCUAUAUAUAUAUAUAUAUAGAUUUACUUUGGUAAAUAUAAUAUUUGGAUAGUAUAAAAAAAAAGAUAAAAUAUAAAAAAACGUACCAAGUCGAUCUCAAUCGAGAUAACUUUGUGUACGUUCUAAUUAAUUAAGCUAGUGAAUUUUACGAGCGACGAUAUAUUUCAUAAAAUAUUUUUAUGAUCGACGAAAUUAUUCGAGGGAAGAAUUUAAGGAACAAAGCGAGAAGAAAGGUUUGCGAUAUAUACAUAAAUAAUAUAGACAUAUACGUAUACGUGUGUCUUUUAAAUUAGUAAUUAAUUUCACGGACUGUUUGUAUACAGAUAUAUGACGAUUACGAUAUGCGCUUGGAUCGAGUGCACAGGAUUUUAUGUGCUUCAUUGGAACACCAAGAUUCGUUGAUUCUUGAUUCACGACACAUGUUUCCAUCGUUUUCAUUGAGGAUAGGAAACUUGAAACUUCGAAACCUAUGUAAUAUUAUCUUGAUCAAUAUACUUAAUUUCACUUUCAUCAAGGUAAGAUAUUAAAAGACGUUUACUAUUGCCUUACUACAAUUUAAAGAAUUUUUCAAAUCAAAAUUUGUUAUGUAAGGUUUUAAAUAAAUAAAAAUUGACAAAAGAAUUCUUCUUUAAAAAGAAAAAGAAAAGGAUAAAAAGAAUAAAAUAAGUAUUUUAGGUUUCUGAGACCUUUGAGAGUUCCACUUUGUCAAAUUUCGAAAUUUCAAUUUCUAAAAUAUCAAAUAUCUCAAAAUCAUCUCUUGGCAUUGUUAACACGAUUUUCUUCAUCAAAAAGAGAUUCACCAUUGUUUUCAAAAAUUCUUCAUCGUGUAACGAUACUUAUGUUAUAACAACGAGGGAUGAUAGAGACGAAUGGAACACGGUUCACCGUCCAAUGAAUGGCAAUGUGAACGAAAUCGUGGAACAAUGAUAUAUAACGUUCUAUUCCAAUAGAAGGAAAAUGAAUAAAGAAACUCGUGGUUUCCGUUUGAAGAUAUAAAUUAUUAUCACGUGUGAGUCAAAUUAUUAUGAUGGACGCGUCACGGGCGAAGAAUGGAGGUCGCGAAUGUUUGAAACAUACAGGAAUAUUUAAUAAAUGAUGUGCUUCAUAUUACGAAACAUAAAUCGAUGUUUAGGCUUAAUCCGUAGGCGUUAAGGCUGUUCUCGUUCGUGUGUGUUAAAAAGAAGGGAAGUAGUGAACGAGACUCUCGAUUGUUGGAUUAAACGUAUUGUCAAAUUUAGGGAUAAUUGCUCGAGAAACGAUCGUGUCGAUCUCAGAAAGGCUGUUAGAAUCAUAUUUCACGUUUUCUAUUUCAUAAUAUAAAUGGUAAUUAUCAUAAGAAUCUGGAUUCGAUUCACUUUAUACGCCCAGACUAUUAUUGAUGAUUGUUUUUUUAUUAAAUGAUUAAAUAUUGUAUGAUAAUUAAAAAAAUUAUAUCUUAUCUAUUUGAAAAUAUAUAUAUAUAAUUAAAGAAUAAUUAAUAUAUAUAUAAUAAAUUCUGUUGCACUGAUCAGAAAUACAUUUAUAAAUAUUAAAAUACGAAACGGAUAAUAUUGGAAAAUAUUAUUACAACAGAAAUGAAUAUGUAUGUGUCAAUAUCUCUUAAAAGAUUAUAAAUAUUUGAUUAAAAUUUGGCUUACAUCUACAUAAAGUCAUCAAAAUAUCAUAAAAACGUGUACAUACCAAUUACCAUAACAUCAAAAAAAAAAUCAAUCAAAUCAUCUUUUUACAUGUAUCCAUAAUGUACCUCUUUUAAAAAUUAUUUAAUAUUUAAUCUAUUUGAGCGUCAAUUGAUAAUCAUUGUCUGGACGUGUUGAACGAAUUCAGCAACAUAAUCAUCAUAUAUGAAAUAUCUAUAUCGUUGUCGAAAUUUUUACCAAUUUUCUCAUUGAUGGUUAAAUGAUAAUGAUGCGUAUGAUGUUCUUUCCAAUGGGGCAAAAGAAAAGGUGACUAAUUCGCGCUUGUAAAUGUAAUAUUAAAAUAUCAUCAUUUCGAGGAUACGAGUGAACGCAGCUUAGUUAAAUAAUCACAUUUUUUAACGUAAAAAUCACUGAAUAAUUGCGAUCAAUUUCAUUAUCAGUGAUCAUUAAUAAUAAUCGUAACUGUAACGACAAUGUAAGAUUAAACGAUAACAUUACAUAACUAAUGUAAAUUGAUAUAAAUUAAGGAAACAUAGAAUGUGGAUAGACAAUGUAGCGUUCGUUUCGAAUAAUUGUCGAGCAACAAUUCACGCAACAUUUAUUUCCUUUCACAGCCAAUCAAUGAUUGAUGAUUUUUAAAUCGAAUCCUUUUUUUUUUUUUUUUGAUCCUCGAUUAAUGAACUCGUAACAUUCUACACGAACAUGUAACAAUAAAUACAUAAUUUAAUUUAAUUUUCACUGUUUCGCAACAAAUUGAUUAAUAUAUAAGCAAAAACAAUUGAUUUGUUAUAUAAAAUGGACAUUAUCCGAUAGAUUAUCCGAUAAAAAAAAAUAUUUUUCAUUUCAUUAAUUAAGGAUCAAUAAAGUAAAAUGAGUUUUUUUUUCCCCCCCUUUUUUUUUGCAACGAACGAUGAAUUUUAAAGGAAACAUAUCGAGCAAGCGAUACGUAGAUAACUAUUUUUUCAUUGCCAUUAAUAUAUAUAGUUGAGAGCAGUAAAAAGAAAAAAAAAAGAAAAAAAAAAAGAAAAAGAAGGGAAAGAGCGAUUAAAACGACGCUAGAGAUUUUAUGCUGCUACCGAAUAUUUGUUUAUUGUCGAUACGAUAUCCCAUUUCGCUGAGGUUUUCUUCUACAGUGAAAUAACGUUUGCCUUAAUUUGUAAGAUGUUCGUUUCCUUUACAUAUUAUAUGUAUACCUAAAUAUGUAUAUGUUAGGAAAGUUAGGGAGGACGAAUAGUUUCGAUGAAGAAUAAGUAAUAUGAAUAAGUUUCUAGGCGAGCAAACAAUUAUUUUCGAACAUGAGAUAAUUUGUAAUAAAAUAAGGAAAAUGCGAUGGAAAUAUUUUCGGGAGAAACUGUGGUGAUUGCGUGAGAUUUGGAUUCAUCCUAUGUUCUUGAUGAAUAUUCGUUUAUUUUUGUUUUUGAUAGAAGAUUAUUAAAUAUCGUCAUUGCAGAAAUUAUAAUUUUUAUUUUGUAUAUUUAUUAUUUCAAAUUGUAAAGUUAUCGUUUCACAUUUGACGCUUCAGUAAAUUAAUGUCAUGAAUGUCUUAGGACAUUGUAUUUUUCUCCCCAAAAUAUUACUUACAUAGUAGUACUUGAUAUAAAGCGAAUUUGGAUAAAAUGCAACAAGGAAAACAUUAUUCUUAGAUAGUUUUCUUAAAAUAAUUUUACCUUGAAGAAAAAAAAAUCUAAAUUUUUUUAUAAUUCGUAUAUAUAAAAUAGAAAUUUGUUUUAUAAUUGACGUUCAUAUUCUUAUAAUUUUUUACUUCAAUUUAUUAUAAAUUCGUCAAAAUUAACAAUCGUAUUUUUAUUUCUUAAGAAUAAUUCUAAUGAUAAAAGAAACAAAUUUCUUGUUGCAUAUUGAUAUCCAGUUUAAUAUUAAGUCAUUCAACGCACACACUUAGCUGUAAGAAUUUUUAUAAUGGUGCUCUAUGAGAUCAUCUCUGCCGUCAAAUGCCGAUAUCAUCACACGUCACUUUUUAAUGUUAAAACUUUUCUUUUUUGUCAUUUAUGAAAGCUAAAAGAAGGAAUCGAAAGCAUAUUGCACGUAAUACAUCUUCGGCUUAUUCCAUAGAACACCAUGGUAUACGCCGAAUAUUUUUAUUGUAAAUAUUAAGAUACAUAAUGAAAGAUGCGAAAGUGAUAAAAAAACAGGGAUAGAAUGAAUUAAUUAACGUGAAAUAAUAAAUUUUGUUAGUCAUCAUAAAUAUUCGAUGAUCAUAGAAAAUAAUUUUAUUAUUUUUAUUAUAAAAUAAUAGUUUAAUUAUAAAUUUGAAUAUUGAAAUUUAUUAAGAUGAAUUUUAAUUAAAAUUAUCCGUGAAUAGUUUUUAAUCCAUGUUUGAUAAUAGCAAUUGCUAUCGAAAAAACUUAAAAAAAAAAAUUUAUUAAAAUAUUUUAUGCAUAAAUAAUUAACUUCUAUGUUUUUAAUUUUUUUUAUUUAAAUUAAAAUCAAAAUUGUAUUGAAUUGAAUGAAAAUAUUAGUUUCAUUAAUUAUAAUCCUUUUUUACAAUUAGAGUUAUUUAUCUAUGCAUGCAUAUAACCUGUGGCUGAAUUUAGUCACGAAAUUCAAGAUUAUUAGAUACGAAUUAACAGGCGCUAUACGUCACUCAGAAAUUUUAAGAAAAACGGCUUAAUGCAAAAAAAUUUUGUAAUGGCAUGAAUUCGUAUUGUCGAUUAAUACACGUAAUCGAGAAAGUUUUAUCGAUAAGCUUAAAACUAGAGAUAAUUUAUGGAAUAAUAAUAAAACGUUCACGAUGGCGUAAUUUUUCAUCGUAUAUUCAUCAUAAAUCUACUUAUAUUAUUUCACUACUAAUAUUAUUUCCAUAAUUCAAUUAUUAAUAGUUAAAUAUCAUUUCAUAAUGAAUUUCAAAGAUAAAAAUAAUUUCAAAUUUAUAUGUAUAUAUAUACAUUUUAAUUUUUUAUUAAUGAGUUUCUUUUCUAAUAAUUCAAUAAUAUAGUCGAAGACUUAUGAUUAAUAAAGAUAGCUCUCAAGAACCAACUGGGAUAAAGCAAACUUUUGUAACGAAAAGUUUAGUCUGUUUUAUCACUGCCAGAGAGUAUUUGAAAAAUAAUAUAGGCUUCCUAAAAAAAAAAAAUGCAAAUAUUGAUUACAAAUGUAAUUUGUUUAGUGUAUGCAUGCUUGAAUUUUUAUUUUAUGUAAAAUUUUGUGCACAAGUUAUUUUGGUAUAUAAUUAACAAAAAAAUAAAAGUAAAAAAAGAAAGUAAAAAUAACCAAAUAUCGAUGUUCCCUUUCGCCAUCGUAAACGUAUCAAAACUGCUACUAAUGGCUAUUAUAUAUUAAAAAUAUUUUAUCUGAAAUAUUAUUAUCUUGUCGCUUAACAGUUAUGUUAAUCUGUAUAUUUUGUAAGCAAAGAUUAUCAAUAGCAAUUAAUAAAGAUACUAUUAUGACAGAAAA
Messenger RNA from Apis cerana (Asiatic honeybee), 10789 nucleotides. RefSeq lists its product as uncharacterized. Lineage: Eukaryota; Metazoa; Arthropoda; Insecta; Hymenoptera; Apidae. The record is from RefSeq and is a predicted model, not a curated record.